Daktulosphaira vitifoliae (grape phylloxera) is the source of this 847-nucleotide messenger RNA. RefSeq lists its product as uncharacterized. NCBI's taxonomy places the organism in Eukaryota, Metazoa, Arthropoda, Insecta, Hemiptera, Phylloxeridae. Bases 193 to 822 code for a protein of 209 amino acids. The transcript has 3 exons. The record is from RefSeq and is a predicted model, not a curated record.
UAUCCAUAAUGUAUUGUUUUCAGUAAUCGCGUGAACAGCAUAGAGGAAUGUCUCUCACACUGUUUCAUAUUUUGUAAUAAGAAAAUUAUUUACUACAUUGUUCGAAAAAAAUAAUUAGUUUAUCAAGUUAACUAUGCUAUAUUUAUUAUUAAUGAAAACUUAAAGUUUCGAUUCUGCUAAAUUCCUAAGAUAAUGUUCUUUGGGACUCGAUGGACAAAAUUUGCUAUUAUGUGGCUCAUAACAACUAACUUUGUUAAUUCUGCAUCCUUAAUAAAUGGAUUAAUAUGCUACAUUUGUAACCCACAGCCAUUAUCCGAUAAUACAGAAAGUUUUGAAACUCACAUAACUUUUCCAAGUAUUGAUAUUCAAACUAUACCAAUUUGUGGAACUAACGAAGCUAAAAAUUUUACCUUAAUAUGUCCUAGAAGAUAUCAAGGAUGUCUAACUAAAAUUUAUGGCAAUACAGUUUUGAAAACCUGUCACGAACAAGCAAUUGUUGAUUGCAAAAUUGCAAAUAAUGUAAAAUAUUGUUUUUGUGAUAGCAACAAAUGUAACAAUGAGACUGUUUUAUCAAUUCCAAUUAUAUCAGAUGAUGAAGAUUUAGAUCAAACCACAGAUGAUGGAAGUGGGUUAUAUGAUUACUGGACUGAAUUAAAUAACAAACAAACAAUAGUUCAAAAUAUUACUACCAAAAAGUCAUUAAAUUCUAUUUUUAUUCAAAAUGAACCAAUGUUUGAUAAUUCUAAUGCUGCAUUAGUUAAUGCUAAAACAUUUUUAGUUAUUAUUUGUAUAAUUUUAAACAAUGUUAUUUUAAAUUUGUGAAGUUUUACUUAUUUUAAUAUAUAAA